Molecule: messenger RNA, 2214 nt
Organism: Acanthocheilonema viteae
Lineage: Eukaryota; Metazoa; Nematoda; Chromadorea; Rhabditida; Onchocercidae
Source: the annotation of a GenBank genome assembly
AUGAAAAGAUUCGUUAACGUUGCGCAGUGUCCCUGCCCGCCUUCCUCGCCUGAUGAGGUUAGGACAGUUUGCUUUGGCUAUGUGGCGGAGGAGGAUAAGCAUAUAUUAAAAAAUCAAAUGAAUGAGGCAGAUGUUGCCAGUGAAACUGUAUGUAAACAAUCAAGUCAAGAUGAUGGUGAUGGUGAUAAUGAUGAACAUGAUGAUGAUGACAUCAAGAGAAACUUUCCAGAAUCGAAGGAAGAGCGAGUAUUACUGAUAAAACGUGCUCUUUUAGCUGAACAACAAUGGUUUCAAAAUUUGGAAAUAGUUGAAAUUUUUACGAAGCUGGAAAAUAUUUUACGGGAAAUUUGUAAAAAGAUGAAUCUAUCUGCUAAAGUGGAUUCUUCAAUCAAGUUGGGAGCAGAAAAUCCAACGACAGAAAAACUUUCAUUAGUGCAACGAACAGGAGCGGAAGUAUUCAAAUGUUCUGUUAUUCUGCUUGGCGAGAGUGUUAUACAAACUGAGGUAACAAUCAAGUAUCCGAAAAUGUCUGGUGGUGUUUACCGCGGAGUUGCACAACCCGAUGUGCAGUGGAAAUUGCAGCAGAUACAAGAUGCCGAUAAUUACUAUGUUAAGGCUCUAAGUAUGCUUGUUCAAGGACUGAAAUGGAUUAGGCAAAUAUCACCUGAUGAUAUUGGUAAGAUGUCAUCCAGCGUUACCACUACUGUAGCUAAGGUAACAAGCCUAAUCGGACAGGCACGUUCAACAUUAUGCGUGCCAGAAAAACGUACCUUAUUAGAAUUGUGUAAUUCAACGAUGUCACGAUGUUUCAAUCCUCCAUUGCCACCUGAUUUGGUUUUCUCAUAUUAUAUAAGCGUAAAUCGCCUUGUUUGUGCUGCAUAUCAAGUUACAGCAAAAACUAGUGGUAAUCAAGGUUUGACAGUUACCGUAGCGGAUUGCUUGCUUCCGCGGCUCGUGGAUGUUUUAUUCUUAACAGAUAGAGCUCUGAACAUAGCGCAACAAUUCAGCUAUAAUAUAUAUUUAACCAUCCUUACUAAAAUGUCAGCAACUCAAAAUUUGGAAAAGGUACACACCAUACUGCUGUAUUUGGAAAACAUUUUAUGCCUUCAAGCAAACAAGGCAAAACCGUCAUCAGCAGUUAUUCGCAAGAAGAUUCUACCAUUGCUAUAUUAUUUGACGAAGUUUGCUGUUUCAACAAAUCUAUUCACCGAACGAAGUAAAGAUCAACUGAUCACUAUUAUCAAUUUAUUAGAAAUUGGUCUGAAAUUCUAUAGCUGCACAAAGAUUCAAGAUACUUCAUCAGAAACUCUCGAUUCUUUUUGUUCUGGACGAAAAGAAGCUAUUGAACGUACCAUUGUUAGAGACAAAUCACAACUUCCCACUAUAGACGAUAUUUCCGGACAAACAGAGGCUAAAAAGGCUCUAAUGGAAGCCGUUAUUGAUCCCGUAUUGUAUCCGGAAUGGUUUGCAACAUCAGGCCAUAAUCCUUGGCGCUGUGUUCUCCUUUAUGGUCCACCAGGAACCGGCAAGACAUGCUUGUCCCAAUCAAUUGCACGAGAAAUGAAUACCAGAUUUUAUCAGGUUUCUUCCUCAGAUUUAAUUUCAACCUGGAGUGGUCAGAGUGAAAAAUUAAUUCGUGAACUUUUCGAUCAUGCUUUAGCCCACAGUAGUGCUUCAGUUAUAUUUAUCGAUGAAAUUGAUAGUUUGUGCCGGGUCAGACAGAUAACUGAAGAUGAUAAUAUUAGGCGUGUUAAGACAGAGCUAUUUCUGCAACUUCAAAGACUGCAUAGUUCGCAUAGUUCUGUAUUGCUUAUUUGUGCAACUAAUUGUCCAUGGGAAUUGGAUGCAGCUUUCUUAAGACGUUUCGAAAAAAGGAUUUUUGUUAGUUUACCUGAUGCUGCAUCAAGAAGAAUGCUGUUAAAGAAAUUCCUAAAUAAACUUACUAUAUCGAGCGAUAUUAAUUGGAAUGUUUUGGAAACUUUAACAGAUGGUUUCAGUGGUGAUGAUCUAAGAAGAUUUGCUCGCGAAGUUGCUUUUUUACAUUUUACUAAGUUCAAGGAGUUAUACAAUUUUAAUUGCGCUGUUAGCAGGUCGAGUUUAGUAGCUCAGAUUCCAGUAACAAUGAAGGAUUUCGAAGAAACACUUCGAAAAUUUUCCCCAACUUUAGGUGGAUACACGCUGUCAAAAUAUAUGGAAUUUUCGAAGCAAGUUUAA